ACCUAAUUUUGAUACCAAUUUUUGUUUUACAAAAGCUUGGAGUAAUAUAUAUCAAGUGUAGGGGAAGGAUUUGAAAGAGCAUAUUCGAAUGGGGAAGGAAAUGGAAGGCGGAAAGAGGAACAAUGUCGAGUUAUUUUUCUUAGCCACUCUCAUACUCUGGCUUACCUCCGUUUCUUUCCAGAUACUUGUCACACACCGCACCCAACUUCUCUACGUCAUCGCCGGUUCCUUCUUCUACCAGACAUCUAACUCUCUCAUCCGUUUCUUCUCCUCCAACAAAUCCUCGCCCACUGACCCUCUCUUUGUUAACACCUCCGUUUCCCUUCUUCAUUCCGUUGUUACCUCAUCUUCAGUGGUCUUCAUCUUGUCCACACAGUGGUUAAAUAAUGGGUUGAGCUCAAUGUUUGAUCACUCGCAGUUGGUUGAAGGUACUUGGCCAUGGGCAUUUGAAGCGUUGUCUUUUUCCUGUGGUUAUUUUGCAUAUGAUCAAUGGGACAUGCUUCAUUAUCGCUUAUAUAGUGGUUGGAUCCCUUCUAUCCUUGUGCAUCAUCUGGUUCUCCUUAUUUGCUUCACUCUUGCUUUGUAUCGAAAUGUCACUAUCAACUACCUUAUUCUCACUCUUAUCUGUGAGCUGCAUUCGAUCUUUCUGCAUGUGAGAAAAGUGAGACGAAUGGCCGGUAUACGAGAUGCAAGGAGCGUCAUUAUUAAGUUUGAAUGGUUUCUCAAUUGGAGUACCUUCAUUGUGGCGAGGUGUGCAUCCCAUAUUCUCAUCACAGCAAAACUCAUUAAAGAUGCUCACAAAUUUGGAAAGGGUGUGGAGUUACCACUGGCUCUGUUUGGCAUGGCAGGGAUGAAUUUUCUGAACAUUGGUCUUGGCAUUGAUCUCUUUAAAGCUUUUAAGAGAGAGAGGAAGUCUCAGCAAGCUAAUCAACACCGACAUCGUGAAUGAUAGAAGAGAAGCUAUGUCGCAUAUAUUAGUCUUUUUGUACUAGUACUAGCAGAGUCUUGCAACAAAAGAAAAAGAUUUGUAAAAAUGGUACAAUAUAACCUUAUGUAGCACUUAGACAAGUCCAUUAUAUAUCUCUGCAAAUUGUUGCUGC
This is a messenger RNA of Vicia villosa (hairy vetch), 1100 nucleotides long. RefSeq lists its product as uncharacterized. Lineage: Eukaryota; Viridiplantae; Streptophyta; Magnoliopsida; Fabales; Fabaceae. The transcript is spliced from 3 exons. Bases 89 to 949 code for a protein of 286 amino acids. Gene Ontology annotation, cellular component: plasma membrane. Gene Ontology annotation, biological process: plasma membrane organization; membrane assembly; regulation of membrane lipid distribution. The record is from RefSeq and is a predicted model, not a curated record.